AUGAAGUGGAGCGUCCGCGGGGCCUGCGCCGCGCUUUCCUCCAGCCUGCUGCUCGCCUGCGCGCUCAGCGCCGCCGCCGUCGGCCUCAAGUGCUUCUCUCUGGGCUCUGAGCUGCGCGGGGAGCCUUUCCGGCUAGGGGCGGCCGCCGGUGCCUUUUACUCCGGGCUGCUGUUGGCCGCCGGCCUCUCGCUGCUCGGCGCCGCCCUGCUGUGCUGCGGGCCCCGGGAGGCGCCCCUCGCCGGGUCAGGGGCCGGGUCGGGCCCCGGACUCGGGGUCCCCGCAUCUCCAACGGGCGCUCCGGAGCCCUCUCCUGGAGAGACGCGGGCGGCUGCCGGGCCCUCGGGGAGGGUGAACAGCCAGAACCUGCUGCUCCUCGGCGUCCUGGUCUUCAUGCUCGGGGUUCUCAGCGCCUUUGCGGGAGCAGUGAUCGACGGCGACACAGUGUCCCUGGUGGAACGCAAGUACUCCCACUAUUGCCUGCCCCCGCGCGCGCCGGCCGCUGUCCCCGGCUCGGCCCCUGGCCCUGCAGCCCCGGGCUCCAGCACGCCGCGCGCCCGCAGCACCCUGGACAGCGCCACAUCCGCCAAAUGCCGCCAGCUGAAGGACUACCAGCGCGGCCUGGUGCUCUCCACUGUAUUCAACUCGCUCGAGUGCCUGUUGGGCCUGCUCAGCCUUCUGCUGGUCAAGAACUACAAGUCUUCGCAGGCCCGGCGCGGCCGGCGCGGCCGGCGGAGGGCGAGCCGGUCUUUGGCACGGCCGCGGGGCGGACCCGGGCUCCGCGCUCAGUCGCUGGCCUCUCGGACCCGGCGCGGCCGCCGGGGCAAAAGGGGGCGGCGGCUGCAGCCACGACCCAGCGAGGCCUCCAUCCUGUCCCCGGAGGAGUCCGACUUCAACACCCCAGGAGACUGCGCGAGCUUCGCGGCGCACCACGCUGUGUCCUACAUCAACGUGGGCGUCUUCCAUGCGUUUGACGAGGCGGGCGUGGAGGUGUGCUGUGGCGGGCACCCGUCGGUGGAGCUGCCGGGGUACGCGCCCUCGGACCCCGAUCUCAACGCCUCCUACCCCUAUUGCUGUCGGCCGCCCUGUGAGAUGGCGCGCCCUUGGGAGCCUAGUCGGGCCUGUUGA
Molecule: messenger RNA, 1125 nt
Organism: Arvicola amphibius (Eurasian water vole)
Lineage: Eukaryota; Metazoa; Chordata; Mammalia; Rodentia; Cricetidae
Gene: Tmem271
Product: transmembrane protein 271
Exons: 1
Coding region: 1-1125 (374 amino acids)
Source: RefSeq, a predicted model, not a curated record